GUCUGAUUGUUUGAGUUUAAUUCCCCGUGAUGGAUGCCGAACUGUGGAAAAGAGAGCUGAAUUUUGGACUAAACUAGAAUUAAUUAAUGAGGCUAUUCAACAAACAAUUCGUCAUGCUAAUGAAUGGGAUAUUCAACAUGCGAGUCAAUUUCAAUCAUGCUCAAAUAUAUAAGAAGAAAUUUAAAAAGAAAAAAAAUUUUUUAUAAAAAAAUAUUUUUUGUUUUUUGUGUUUCUUGUCCCCCUGAAUGUCGCGAAAGGCGACUUAUCUUUUUACCAUUUUGUCUCCUGUCCUUUUUAUCAAAAAUAUCUAUUUUUAAUUUUUUCCCUUUUUCAUGCUUAUUCAUAAAAAACGCUUACAUUCUCAAAUUCUUUAAAAUUCACUUUGUACUUUUGUGA
Meloidogyne enterolobii is the source of this 396-nucleotide messenger RNA. The record is from the annotation of a GenBank genome assembly. Lineage: Eukaryota; Metazoa; Nematoda; Chromadorea; Rhabditida; Meloidogynidae.